This is a messenger RNA of Microthlaspi erraticum, 408 nucleotides long. NCBI's taxonomy places the organism in Eukaryota, Viridiplantae, Streptophyta, Magnoliopsida, Brassicales, Brassicaceae. The record is from the annotation of a GenBank genome assembly.
AUGAAAAAAGCCACUCGGAUUCUAGGAAUGACCACCGCACAACGCCGGAGUCCACACCGCCGUUGCCCCCGACAUGAAACCGGAAGAAAGAAUCAGUCAGAUCUGAAUCUCUCCACCACCCACGUCAGGACAGAGACCAGCGCACCACACCGGAGGAGAAGCCGCCACACUCUACCUCCGCACCAGUCACCACACCACAAAGACGAAGGACCACGCCUCCAUGGGAGCUCGAACCUGAACCGAAAAGAAACUCUCCACAGAGCAAAACAGAGAGAGGACCGAGAGGAGAAGAAAGAGAAGGGAAAGGGGCCCUUUCCGGCGGUAGCGAGGAGCGCCAGCCGCCGGAAGAGGAGAAUCAAAGAGGAAGAAGAAGGGGCGGCGCUGAAGAGAGAGAAGAGAGAGUUUUAA